CUGGGUUUUUGGAAAAAAAUUGCACACAAGUCUACAAGGAAGAAGGAAAAUGAUAAUAAUAUUGAAGAUAUUUAUGACUCUUCAGUUUAUAAAGAAUCUGAACAUUUACUUGCACCUCCAAAGUGUAGCUUGACUUGGUACACAGAUGGUGUCAGUAUAUUUGAAUGCAGCUCUUACUCGCUUUGGCCUUUUAUUUUUGUAAUAAAUGAACUGCCUCCUGAAUAAAGGUACAAACCAGAGAACAUAAUAAUUGGUGCUUUUUAGGGAGAUUCAGAUAAGCCCCACCCCAAUAUGUUUUUGUUACCCUUAUUUACAGAAAUGGUUCAUCUGAAAGAAGGUUUUCCUGUUCGUUUGCACAAUUCUGAAAAUGAAACCACUGUUAAAGUAUAUUUGUUAUUUGGUUGUGUUGAUAGUCCAGCCAAGGCUUCUUUCAUGAAUAUUAAGUGUCAUGCAGGGUAUUGCUCUUGUACUAAAUGUUUGAUUGUAGGAGAAAAGUCUCCACGCACUGAUAAUGUCAUGGUUUUUCUAUAUGAGGAAAACGUAACACGGCGGUCUGAUGCUAACUAUUUAGAAUCUGUUAUGGAAGCUGUUCGAACAAAAAAGGAAUCUAAAGGUGUUUUAGGGCCAUCUAUAUUGGCUUACAUGACACACAGCAGUUUUAUUCAGUCUGUGUCUAUUGACAGUAUGCACGCUUUGGCCAUUGGGGUCACCAAACAAUUACUUAGACUUUGGUUUGACUCAAAAUACAAGGAUAAGCCUUUUUCACUCUACCAACAUGCUGGCAGAGUGAACGCUAUGUUAACUAAUUUACAACUUCCUCAUUUUGUGCAGAGGUUGCCGGAGGAUGUAACAAAGCUUGCCUUCUGGAAAGCUUCUCUUGCCAGAAAUUUUCUGUUUUACAUUGCGCCAGUUAUUAUGAGAUCUGUAAUGAAGCCAGAAUACUUUGAGAAUUUUUUGUUACUGGUUAAUGGAUCUUCUCUUUUGCAUAAAUCUAGCUUAUCAGAUGCAGAUUUGGAUUUAUCAGAUGAAAGACUUAACAGUUUCUGCAAGGGGUUUGAGCAUUUGUAUGGCGUAAGGUACAUGUCAAGUAAUAUUCAUAGUUUGUUGCAUCUCUCUGAAACUGUGAGGGAAACCGGUAAUUUGUGUUUGACAAAUUGUUUUGACCUUGAGGGUUUAAAUGGUCAGAUGGUAGCCCUUGUCCAUGGCACUCUGCAUGCUGUGCAAGAAAUUUAUCAGAACAUGAGGGUAUUGGCAGUUAUGCCCUCACUCAUUCCUAAUGUCAAAAGUGAUGCUGUGAAAUUAUUUUAUUUGAAGGUUACAAAGCAAAGAAAGUACCUAAAUAUCACUGGUAAAGUUGGUGAACGUACUUAUGUUGUUGGGGAGAUGGACACAAUCACCAAACAUUUUGCUAAAAUACACAAUCUGCUUACUGUAUUGUUUCCUGCUCCUGUUGAGUUCAGGACCUUCCCACGUUUGUAUCAUGGAAAAUUCUUGUUUGUCAGUUCAACCUAUGAUUCAGGUAGUAGAGUGUCUUCAUUUUGUGCAUACACCUCUCCCACUGGAAUAAGCCAUGGUGUAAUACUAACUUUCCUCAAAACAGUCACUGACCCAGCACAGUACUUUGCUCUUGUGUCUAAAUCGGACGAUCUUACUGUAAACAUUGAAAGAUUUGUAAAAUUUAAAUGUGAGGAAAACUAUGAUCUGAUAGAUGUUAGUAGGUUGAAGUGUGUUUCGUUUGGUCUCCAUGUACAAGAGGACAUUUUCCUUGUACACUGUGUGAAAAAACCACAGUAA
Molecule: messenger RNA, 1794 nt
Organism: Thrips palmi
Lineage: Eukaryota; Metazoa; Arthropoda; Insecta; Thysanoptera; Thripidae
Exons: 2
Coding region: 292-1794 (500 amino acids)
Source: RefSeq, a predicted model, not a curated record